Messenger RNA from Moneuplotes crassus, 1670 nucleotides. NCBI's taxonomy places the organism in Eukaryota, Ciliophora, Spirotrichea, Euplotida, Euplotidae. The record is from the annotation of a GenBank genome assembly.
UGAGGCUUAUAGAUGGAUCUAUGGAAGAGUACAUGUCUCAACAAGAAAUAAUGAAAGCGCGAACUAACAAAUUACUAAAGGAGGCAAAAUUCUCUGAAGUUGAUGGUGACCUUAAUCGUCUCUAUGAUUUCAUUGUUCAAAAUAGUAGCUUGCAUAUCCUAGAGAACAAAAUGAAUGCAAGAGCGACUCCUUUCUCAAGUUUUCAGGAUGAACUCAAAUCAAAAGGGAAAAGAAUGUGUGUAGAUACACUGUCAAUAAUGAUGAAGAGGUUAAUCAAGCCCGAUCCAAUCAUGAAGGACAAAGACCUCCAAGUGGACUUCAAUUGAGUCAUAGAAACAGAGCUCAGAGAGCUCAAAGUUAUGUAUGAGCAUCUUGAAGAUCAAAUAAAAGCAAAAGAUAUGCUCUUAGGUAGACUACAGGAUCAAGUGAAAAAUCAAGCUAAGGAGAAAAAUGAUUUACAGGAUAUCAUUUCUAAUUUACAAGAAAAACAAGACGAACAUGACAGCAAGGUGAAGACUUUACAGGAAGAAUUUAAGAAGAAGAUAAAGAUUAUGAACGAACUCUCUAAAGAUUUGCUCGAACUCCAGAGAAAGCUUGAGAUGAAGACAAUGCAAAUCCAACGCAGGGAAUUAGACUUGAAAGAGCUCAGAGAGAAAAGUCGCCAAGAGAUUGAAGAGUUUAAGCUAAAAAUUAAGAAGCUUGGCAAUCAGCUUCAUGUCAAAAAUGCAGCACUUACUAAAGUAAAAGAGGAUACGGAGAUUUUGAAAAAGAAAUUAGCUGAUAAAGAACCUUCAGAAUCAAGCUUUGAUUGGGACCUUAUUCGGAAGAAACCAGUGGAAGAGGGGAUACAGACUGACAUGACAUCUGCUCAGAUAGUUGAUAUGCUGAAAGAGAUAGACAGAGGGAUCACAGAAAAAUAUCAGAGUCCUAAAGGUCUGAAAAAUGCAGACAAGAGUGAUGCAUCUUCUAGGGAAGAUUUCUCUAGCACAAAAAUUUUAGAUAGAGGAUUCACAAAAACAUUUAGUGAGAAACCUGAUUGAAUUGAUAAAUCAAUACAAGUAGACAAUAUCAUGCAGCAUUCUUUACAAAGAAAUGAUGUGGAUAUUUCUAGUAGACAACAGCUUAAUCAUUUUUAUGAUACCGAGGAAAGAUCUUCUGAUGCUCAUGCUAAGUCUUCUGAAAGUGAUCGUAGUCCCAAUAGAAUCACUGUUAAUUACAGAGAAAAGAAAAGGAAUGAUGAAGAUCAAAAGUCUGUUUCAUCAGUUUAUACACCUCCAAAGAUUACUUCUAAUGAUAGAAGAAAUAUGGAUAUUAUCAAGAAGUAUGAGCACAAGUUUAGAAAGACAAGUGAUAAAAGAUGAAAUUAUUCUCCUGCUAAAUUCACUUUCAAGACUAUAGAACAUCAUAGUUAUCCUAAAAAGAAAUCUGAAAUCAAAGGAGAGCCUCUUUCUGAUUACAUAUCAUCAAAGACUGCAUUUUUCAGAACUGGAGGGUCUCCAAAGCAAAAGCGAGGGCAAAUGUUCUCGCCAAUAUUGAAAAGAAACUGAUCUAUGAUGCCAACUAAGAAAUUUAUAAUAAAAGCUAUGGUAGAAACUCAUUCUUUGGAUCAAAAACAGUUUGUGGCACUAAGUGGUAAAAUGCUUGAAUUUAAUAAACCUUAGUUCAACUAA